Eruca vesicaria subsp. sativa (arugula) is the source of this 2025-nucleotide messenger RNA. The record is from the annotation of a GenBank genome assembly. Lineage: Eukaryota; Viridiplantae; Streptophyta; Magnoliopsida; Brassicales; Brassicaceae.
UUUUAAUAUAAGAUUAGCUGUUAUAUCUACAGUCUAGGCCUAACCCAACCACAAGAAAGACAGAGAGAGAGAGAAAAACAAGAAACAGAACAAGGAUGACGAAAACACUGUUACUGGUGUCUUUGUUGCUCUGCAGCUUUAUCAUCGAUCUUGAAGCUUCACACCAAGAUCUCAACCAACCGUACCGGACCGGUUAUCACUUUCAACCUCCCAGUAAUUGGAUGAACGAUCCUAAUGGACCAAUGGUAUACAAGGGGAUAUAUCAUCUUUUCUACCAGUACAACCCAUACGGUGCCGUCUGGGAUGUAAGAAUCGUGUGGGGUCACUCCACGUCACUUGAUCUAGUUAACUGGACCCCACAGCCACCAGCUUUCAGUCCAUCUCAACCGUCAGAUAUAAACGGUUGUUGGUCAGGCUCCGUCACGAUUCUCCCCAACGGCACACCGGUGAUCCUCUACACCGGCAUUGACCAAAACAAAAGUCAAGUCCAAAACGUCGCCGUUCCGGUUAACAUCUCCGAUCCAUAUCUCCGGGAAUGGUCAAAGUCGUCGAAAAAUCCUCUGAUGGCUCCUGACGCCGUCAAUGGAAUCAACCCCGACCGGUUCCGUGAUCCGACCACCGCGUGGAUCGGACACGACGGAGAAUGGAGAGUCAUCGUCGGAAGCUCGACGGACGAUCGUCGAGGGUUGGCGGUUCUUUACAAGAGCAGAGAUUUCUUCAACUGGACGCAAGCGACGAAGCCUCUUCACCACGAGGAGUUAACCGGAAUGUGGGAGUGUCCUGAUUUUUUCCCGGUUUCGUUAACCGGAACUGACGGUGUGGAAACGUCGUCGUUUGGUGAGGUGAAACACGUGCUGAAAGUGAGUUUGAUAGAGACGUUGCAUGAUUAUUACACGAUCGGGAGUUACGACCGUGAGAAGGAUGUUUAUGUUCCGGAUCUUGGGUUUGUGCAAGAUGGUUCGGCUCCGAGGUUGGAUUACGGGAAGUAUUACGCGUCGAAAACGUUUUACGAUGAUGUUAAGAAGCGAAGGAUCUUGUGGGGUUGGGUUAAUGAGUCUUCACCGGCUAAGGAUGAUAUUGAGAAGGGUUGGUCUGGUCUUCAGUCAUUUCCAAGAAAAGUUUGGCUCGGUGAAUCGGGAAAUGAGCUGCUACAAUGGCCUAUUGAAGAGAUUGAGACCUUGCGUGAGACACAAGUCAAAUGGGACAACGAGGUUCUUAAGGCAGGAUCUGUUCUUCAAGUUUCUGGUGUCACUUCUGCACAGGCGGACGUUGAGGUAUUUUUCAAAGUGAAGGACUUGGAAAAAGCGGAUGUGAUUGAACCAAGUUGGACUGAUCCUCAAAAGAUAUGUAGUCAGGAAGAUUUAUCGGUUAAGUCCGGUUUAGGGCCAUUUGGUUUGAUGGUGUUGGCCUCAAAUGACAUGGAGGAGUACACAUCAGUUUACUUCAGAAUCUUUAAAUCAAAUGAUACGAAUAAGAAUACUAAGUAUGUAGUGCUGAUGUGCAGUGACCAAAGCAGAUCUUCGUUGAAUGAAGAAAAUGAUAAAGCAACGUUUGGUGCUUUUGUGGCAAUAGACCCUUCACAGGAAACACUUUCUCUUAGGACUUUGAUUGAUCACUCUAUAGUGGAGAGUUAUGGUGGAGGAGGCAAAGUAUGUAUAACUUCAAGAGUGUAUCCGAAACUGGCAAUUGGAGAAAAUGCAAAUCUCUUUGUCUUCAACAAAGGAAAUCUGAGUGUUGAUGUCUUGAGCUUAAGUGCUUGGAGCUUGAAAUCUGCCCAAAUCAAUGAUGAGUCAAUGUCACCAUUCAUCCAAUAUGAAGAUUCACACUCACUUAACCAGUCUUGAUUAUUCUUUAGUAAAACACAUUUUACAUUUUAUGGGGAAAACACAAAAUAAUCAUUCCCCACAAUUUUAGCAUUCAAUUGAAAAUUCGGAGUUUUUUUUUGUGUAUGUAUUAUGUAUGUUAUUCUUCAUUGAAACACAGGACUUUUAAAAUUCCCGGUCAAGUAAAACAAGAUCCCUUAGA